Molecule: messenger RNA, 1976 nt
Organism: Drosophila erecta
Lineage: Eukaryota; Metazoa; Arthropoda; Insecta; Diptera; Drosophilidae
Exons: 7
Coding region: 163-1905 (580 amino acids)
Molecular function (GO): protein binding
Source: RefSeq, a predicted model, not a curated record
AUUACAUUCCUUUCACCCCACAUGUGUUUUAAACUUUAUUAAAUUUAUAGUAAGAUUGCCAACCGACUUUUAAUACAACUUUACCACACGUUGUGAAAACGCUACCCAAGAGAAUUCUGGCCAAGAUCUACAUCGUAGAACCACCAAACAAAAGAAGCCACAAUGACGUCGAUCGUGGAGAUGCCAAAGGCCGUCUUGGAAGGGGCCUUGCCGCCUUGGAUGAAGAUAGACUGGUCGGACGAGGUGCUCCACGACAUUUACCGGGACUGGGGAACCUACUACUCCCGUCGCCGCCGGGAGAACUUCGCUUUGCACUACCUGAACAAGGCACUCGCCCUGGAGCCCACGGAUCACAUGACCCUCUACAAACGAUGCCAGAGCAAGAGGAAGGCUGCCCAGAUGCUGGGUGCCCUGGAAGACAGCCGGGCAGCUGCCAAGCUGGCACGCAGCGUGGAUGGCGAGGAGAAGGCCAUAAUCAAUCUGGAUAUUUGCGAUGUGCUGUACGAACUAAACCAGUUCGAAAACAGCAAGGCCGAGAUGCACAAUAAUAUGCGAGUCUUUAUUGGUAAUAAAAGAAACAGCUUCGUGCAGCGCCAGUUGGUGGUGGAUGGCGUGAUCAAAGAUGUGACUGGUGAGGCCAUGUCGGCCUUCUUUACGAAGAAUCUGAAGACCGUCAGCAUUGUGCACGAUUUGAUCAAGGAAAGGCAAAAGAUCGACAAUCGACCCUUGUGGAAGAUUCUGAAGGAGCAGGGCAAGUGCGAUGUGCAGAGCAUUCCGGAGGUUCCCGAGGAGAUGCUUUCGCCCAUGGAGAUUGCGCGCCGGAAGCGGGCCUUUAACAUCUUCCACCAGAGCUACAUAAACGACUCCUGGAUCGAUGUGCUCUUCAUGAAGAUGCUGUGCAAGAACCGAAACCUUUUGCUGCCCCAGUGCAAGGAGUCCUCCUACUUUCUUCAGCAGCUUUCCAGCAAGCAGUACGAGAUCGUUCGCAAGUUUAUGAAAAUGCUGCAGUCCCGCUCCCCACUUUACCUGGUCAAUUACCUGAAAUACGGCAACAAAGCCAUGUCGGACAAAUACCGCGAGGCCUACCUGUUCCGCGUACAAUAUCAGACACAUCGCAACAUGAACCAGGCUCUGAAGGAGAUUAGGGCACUGCGCAAGGCCAAGAAGGUUCAGCAAUUGGCGAAAUUCGUGGAGGAACUAAUGGGCACAUAUGUGGUCCUGAAGACGGCCCGUGUGAUGUGCUGGAAAUUCGAGUUCCUCAACGAGGUGUACAACACCAUGGCUUUGACUUUGGCCGAGCAGCUUCGAGUGCCCAAGGGAUUCACGCCCCACGGCAGCAAUGCUAUACUUCGGCUGCUCCGUCUGCCAGUUGAAAGGAUCAAGGAUUUUGUUCCUGUGACUUUUGGAGACCGAGCACCAGAGCCGGAGGGCAACGAUCCAGCCACUAAUAGAGCCAAGAGGCUAACUGCGCGCCUGGAACAUCGAAUGGUCUUUGCCAAGUAUUCAAUCGAGAAGUGUUACUUGUUGCACCAGAUUUCGCAGUCAUAUUUGGACCAAGGACGUCAUUCCGAGUGCACUUAUAAUGCUCGCAAGGCAAUUAAAGAGAGCAAGAACUGCAACAGCAAUCUGUGGAAGUUCCUCAGUGUGGUUCAGAUAGUCAAGGCCAAUGCCAUUCUGCACAAACUGGAGCAGACCAAGGAAGCCCUAGAAGAUGCCCUGCCCAUCGCCAACUUCCUGAAUGCUCCGGAGUUGGUUCUCUUCAUAGAGAACUGCAUGGCGUGCAACACGGAGGAUUCGAUUAAUAAGCGGGCCACCCUAAUGCAGGCUCGACGGGUGAGCAAGUCCGAAUCUGUGGCCACCCACUCGCUGGUCAGCGGCCAGGACGUCGACUCCCAAGAAGGUUGAUAUUACACUUCAUUAUUUUCCAUUUGUUGUACUAUUUUACAGUUAGACACAAAAAAAUAAAUGUCCAUAAA